Messenger RNA from Chara braunii, 3571 nucleotides. Lineage: Eukaryota; Viridiplantae; Streptophyta; Charophyceae; Charales; Characeae. The record is from the annotation of a GenBank genome assembly.
ACGGGCAUUUUGAGUGGGUUGUCAUGCCCUUUGGCCUCACCAAUGCCCCCGCAACUUUUCAAGCAGCAAUGACGACUGAGUUUCGCGACUUGCUCGAUCGCAGCGUCCUCAUCUACCUUGAUGACAUCUUGGUUUAUAGUAGGACGUUGGACGAGCACAUCGUACACCUUCGCGUUGUUCUGAAUCGUUUGCGACUAGCCAAGUACAAAGCGAAUCUCGACAAGUGCGAAUUCCCCAAGCAAGAGCUUGAGUACUUGGGUCAUUUUGUCACGCUGAAAGGCAUUCGUCCCUUAGCGGACAAGAUCCAAGCCAUCGUGGAUUGGCCGGAAUCCCGUUGCACGACGGAUGUACGCUCUUUCAUGGGUUUGGCUGGAUAUUAUCAGCGAUUCAUCGAGUCAUACUCGAAAGUGGCCGCUCCUUUGUCAAGACUUCAGUCCCCGAAGGUGCCCUUCGAGUUCGACGACGCAGCCCGUGGCGCGUUCACUACGUUGAAGGCAGCGAUGCAAGCCGCACCUGCCCUCCGUAUAUACGACCCCACCCUACCCACCCAAGUGACUACGGACGCUUCGGGAUACGGUAUUGGUGCGGUGUUGGAACAGUGUCACGAGGACGGUUGGCAUCCGGUUGAUUAUUUCUCCCGAAAGGUGCCUCUCGUCAACACUCUCGACGACGCUAGGAAGAAAGAGCUACUCGCGUUUGUCACCGUUCUCAAACGGUGGCGCCACUUUCUUCUCGGCCGUCGGCGUUUCAAAUGGAAUACGGACAACAAUCCGUUCACCUUUUAUAAAACGCAGGACACGGUCACUAGCACGAUCAGUCGAUGGAUGUAUUACAUCGACCAGUUCGAUUUUGACCCAUGCCACAUUCCUGGUCCCGCCAAUCGAGCUGCGGACGCCCUCUCACGACGGCCCGACUUUUGUGCCAUGGUGACCACGGCAUUCGACCUCGAUGACGAUCGGCAGCCGCAUUUCGUCAAAGGCUACAAGUCUGAUCCGACUUACUCUCAGCUUUACGAGGAGCUUUCAUCGGAUCACCCGCCGGCUAGCCACUAUCGGAUUUCCGACGGGUUCCUUCUCCUUCACACGAGAGGAAAGGACUUGUUAGUUGUGCCCCAAGAUCGCAUCUUACGGACUCCGCCUGAGCUCGCACGACUCUUGCACACCGGUUGGAUUACCAACCAAGGUGUUCCGGAAGACGUAGUGAGCGACCGAGAUACUCAUUUCAUGUCAGCCUUUUGGACUUCCCUCAUGGGUGAGUCCGGUACGACAAUGAAACCGAGCUCGGCUCGGCACCCGCAGACGGAUGGUCAGACGGAACGAGCGCACCAGACCGCUCAGAUGAUAUUACGUACGCUCAUCCGGCCCGACCAGAAAGAUUGGGUUGACCGGCUUCCCGACAUCGAGUUCGCCUAUAACACUUCGGUGCACCCGACGAUCUGCGUCACACCAUUCGAGUUACAUCAUUGUGGAGAGAAAGCACGGAUCUUCGCUGAUCUCCUUUUGCCACAGGCUGCCGACAUAGACGUCCCUUGCUCUCCCGCUUCCGUCCGGAAGUACCGAGACUUGCUGAUCAAAGCCCGCACAAAUAUGCAAAAGGUUCAGAUCCGCAUGCAGCAGCAGGCUAACCGACGUCGACUUCCAUGUCCUUUCCGCGAGGGAGACCUUGUUUGGGUCCUCUCCGAGGAAUUUGCGCUCGAGCAGGACGUUUCGCGCAAACUCCUUCCGAAAUGGUUCGGACCAUGGGAAGUCACUUCUGUCGUUGGAGACGAUCCCGCAGGUCCUUCCUUCGUGAUCAACAUUCCACCGCACCUGACAGUGCAUCGGGUCUUCCACGCAUCGAAGCUCGCCAUCUACACACCACCUUCAGAUGACRAGUUYCCCSGACGUCGAUCAYAGGAUCCGCCCUCCAUGGACGGACAUCAGGAAGUGGACCGAGUCAUCACGCACCGCAAGUAUGGCAACAAGCCAAUGCAGUACAAAGUCACAUUCAAGCAAUGUGCGCCUGACGACACUCGGUGGAUCUCCUGUACAGAUUUGCACACUUCUGCACCCCUUAUCUUCGCCGACUAUGAGAAGCGACGCCUUGCUAAGGACGCAGCUCAUGCCGUAGCCGCCGCCAAAGCUCAGGAGGAGGCAGCAGAGGCAGAACGUCAGCGGCUUGCCAAUGAGGCGGCAGCCCAAGCUCAGCAGUCUGCUGAGGCUGACGCAGCGGCACGAGACCAACGGAAUGCCACUAGUACGGAGUCUCUGAUUCAUAGUGAAAGUCAGUGGACAACGUUCCUCCAAGGCAUGAUCUUUGUACCUUCGGACGCGCAGGCAGAUCCGACACCGGCGGAGGCAGAGAGGACUCACCUGGCUAACUUGAUGCUGGGCAUGAUGAGAGGCAUCAUGUGGAAUAACACACUGCUGCAGGCACAUCUGCGCACGGAACGACAGSAGCGACAAAAGUACCAGCAAGACAUUGUUGUUUUAACAACUKCCAUCCGCGCCGAAGCAACGCAGCAGCAGCAACAGCAUCAGCUGUUGAACUCCGCUCUCGCACGCAUCAGCAGCACUGAGGCUAACGCCUCAGCAGCGUCAKGUUGCACGACAGAUGCGACGAAGCAACUCAAUGAGCGCAUCGAUCACGUCGUCACCAUCAUCGGCGACAUAGGUGUUUUCAGUAGGCCGGACACGAUCAGUAGCACGGUGGCCGCCAUCAAGACGGACAUCACCAAGCUGCAGACGAGACCGGACGCCGCUACAAAGACUUACAAGAUGCCGCACUUCGACAUCAGCAAGUUCGACGACUACAACAAGUCGGACGCCUUGACAUGGUGGCAACGUUUUCUCACGGAAGCAUCAUGCCACACUGUCCCGGCAGACGACAUGAUGAAGGCACUCUACUUGCAACUAAUUGGAGGAGCGCAGGCUUGGAUGAACCAUCUGGCGGCUACCAACAAAUGCACCAUCGCCGACCUCCACACGCACAUCACGUGGAAUGAGUUCGAGAAGCUAUGGUUCACUCGGUUCAUGGUCCGCAACGUCGUGAAGGCGGCCAUGAACGAGGUGUACACCUGCUCUCAAGGAAAUAUGCAAACUCGAGACUGGACAACCAAGUGGCGGAAGAUAGUGACCACGCCAGGAUUCAAUUUGAGUUUUCCAAAUCAACGAUCCGAGUUCUUCUCGCGAUCGUGCGCGGGACUGAGGUCGGCACUCGGCAACGAGUACGACUAUGACACGUUCCAGGCCAUUCUGGAUCGUGCGAACUUAGUCAUCCAAACGGAUGACAAGGCCGCAAACGAACGGCAGUCCCAGCCGCAUUAUGUGGCUCAGCAGGGCUAUCAAYGUUCGGCACAUAACAAUGUCGUGAUUUCUGAAGAAACAGACGACCUCCACGCUGCAGCAGCAUCCUCGAGUGAUGGAGGAAUUGUAGCAGCGCUCCCGCCGAAGAGUCCCAAGAGAGUUCGGAAGAACAAGGCGACACAAGAGACAGCAUCGACGGGAACUGGGCAGCAGCCAUGAACGGCUUACAAGAUAACCAAGGAUGUCUAUGACCUUCGUCAAAAGUACGGAUACUGCCUCUGGUGCAA